This is a messenger RNA of Oppia nitens, 1189 nucleotides long. RefSeq names its product mannose-P-dolichol utilization defect 1 protein-like. Lineage: Eukaryota; Metazoa; Arthropoda; Arachnida; Sarcoptiformes; Oppiidae. Gene Ontology annotation, biological process: oligosaccharide biosynthetic process. The coding region runs from base 361 to 1110 and encodes 249 amino acids. The record is from RefSeq and is a predicted model, not a curated record. The transcript has a single exon.
AAAUGUUUGAUAUAUUAACAAAUGUUGACAAAUGUUGACAAAUGGUCACAAUUGGACACAAAUUGAGUUACAAUUGCAAAUACAAUUGAAUUAAUGUUAUAUUAUUAUUGAUUCUCUUAACAGAACUUUAUUUACAAUUAUUACAAAUAUUGACAAAUAUUAAUCAUUAAUUACCGCAAAGCGAGACAUGAAAGCCGUAGUGAUCCCUAUAAUUUCAAUCACGUGACUAUACAGCAGUUAUAAAGAGAUUAAUAACUUGAAUAAGACUUGAAGUUAUCAUUAGUUAAGAUAAUCACCAAUUGAUCCAAAUUUAGUGAUUAAUAUCUUUUGAUCACUGAAUUCACUGAAAUCACUUUAGCCAUGAAUUCAAGUGAAUCACAAUUAGUAGAGUUAUGUUCAUUGCUUUACCCGAAACAGUGUUGUCAUGAAGUGUUGACCGACUUGUUGUUCACCAAACAAUGUAUUAGUGUCUUAGUGUCCAAGAGUUUAGGUUACGGUAUAAUUGCCGGAUCAACACUCGUAAAGUUACCACAAUUUUUGAAGAUAUGGAGUGCCAGAAGUGGUGAAGGGAUCAGUUUGAUUGGUGUUGUAUUGGAGUUGUUGGCCAUGACUUUUUCGGCCUCCUAUGCCUUCGCUAAUAACUUUCCAUUCAGUGCUUGGGGUGAAUGUCUAUUCCUAAUGUUGGUCACCACUGGCAUCGCAUAUCUUGUACUUAAAUACCAACAAAAUCUGGUCAAAGCCUUUACAUUUGUGACGAUUUAUAUGGGUUUAACAUAUGUUCUUAUGAGUGGAUUAACUCCACUAUCGAUUUUAUGGUCACUACAAGCGGCAAACCUCCCGCUGGCCAUUUCGGGCAAAAUGUUUCAGGCGUUUAUCAAUUAUAGUAACGGAAACACUGGACAGUUGUCUGCCAUAUCUGCGACACUUCUAUUCUUGGGUUCAUUCGCUCGAAUAUUUACUUCAAUACAAGAAACUGGCGAUCAAUUAGUGGUCAUAACCUUUACGGUCGCAUCGAUUGCAAACUUUAUACUAUUGACACAAAUAAUCUAUUAUUGGAACAAAACAAACGAAUUCAUCCAAAGGAAGACUUUAGAGAAAAAGAAGAUUUAGAUAUAAUAUGUAAACAAAUAUUUUUGUCAUAUUAUAAGUUAUUUCAUAGUUAUAUAAUUUAUUACAUUAUAUUUACCGG